Molecule: messenger RNA, 787 nt
Organism: Vigna radiata var. radiata (mung bean)
Lineage: Eukaryota; Viridiplantae; Streptophyta; Magnoliopsida; Fabales; Fabaceae
Exons: 4
Coding region: 317-553 (78 amino acids)
Cellular component (GO): mitochondrion
Source: RefSeq, a predicted model, not a curated record
UCUGUCCCAUUUUCUAAUUUCGUGGCUUAUCUCUUGCCGCCAAUUUCAUGCGACCAUUUUUCGCGGUGCCACGAAAAUCUUUCACCACUUUUUCUAUUUCCCCUUCAAGCAUUUAGUCGUUUUGCCACAUACGAUAGUUGAAACGCACACCAAGUGUUUGUGAAAGUCGCCAGCUGGGUGAUUUUAACUCCUCUCUUACUCGUUGCACUAAGUUGCAGUUUCUGUCAUUAACUCUUCAUCCCCUAGCUAGUUUCUUAUCUUACCUGUAGCCAUUGCAGGUUAUACUUGGAAGAGGCUGGAUAGUUUCUCUCUCUCGAUGGACCUGCAGGACUUCCUUCUCCGUGCUCGAGUCUUGAGGCUUUACAGACAAGCAUUGAGAAUUUCUGGUCGAGCUCCUUCUUCUGCCAGAGUUGAACUGAGACAGACAAUCAGACAAGAGAUGGAAAAUAAUAGAAACUGCAAUGACAAGCAAAGGAUCCGUUUCUUGAUUAGUGAGGGAUUGGAUAGACUGAACCGACUUGAUGAAAUGCUUGACAUGCAAGGUCACCGUUGAUGGAUUGGUAUGUGAUCAAAUACCUCGCCUUAUUAGGAGAGUAAAAAAUUAAAUUAGUUCAUGAAUGACAUGGUAUCUGUAAAAUUAUGGUUUAAAUUCUCCGUUGAUUAAUAACUUUGCAUGAUGAUUGUCCCUUUCUACAUUCUACAGAGAGAUUCAUUAAGAGUAAACAAUCUUUUUAAUUUAAUACUUGAUAUAAUCCUAUUUAUAUUGGCAUUAUACCAAUCUUGUUCC